GGCUUCAAGAUGGCGCAGGCGAUAUUCGAAGCGCUGGAAGGAAUGGAUAAUCAGACCGUGCUGGCUGUACAGUCCUUACUAGAUGGCCAAGGAGCAGUGGCAGAUCCGUCAGCACAGAGUGUUAACACAUCCAGCACCAUCCAGUCCAUGGAUGACGAGGAUGUGUUCCUUUGCGGGAAAUGUAAGAAGCAGUUCAACUCGCUGCCGGCAUUCAUGACCCAUAAGCGGGAGCAGUGUCAAGGCAAUACCCCCUCCCUGGCUACAGUCUCGCUGGCCACCAACAGUGUAUAUACUCCAUCCAUUACAUCAGUGCAGCAGGCUCAGACCGCCAACAGACAGCAGAUCUCUACAUAUAUUACUGUGCCACCCUCUCCUCUGAUCCCGACACUAGUUCAGGGUAACAUCUUAGUGAGUGAUGAGGUAUUGAUGUCUGCUAUGUCAGCUUUUACAACUCUGGACCAAACCAUGUCUGCAGUACAGCCUUCUGUGCAGAGCAGCCUGAGUAUGCACACGGGAACUGGAUAUCUCCCUCAGCCACCACCUCCGCCGCCGCCACCACCACCUCAGCCUCCCCCUCCUCCCCCUCAAACUCUUGGUGCGCCAGGCCAGACGAACGCAGGUAGCAGUGGAGUGGUGGAAGUGUACAGCACACCUGCUCCCAUGGCUGGGAAUAGUACAGUAGAGAUGCAGAAUCUGGGGAUGCAGCCCUACCCUCCUAUGGAGGUGCCCAGCCAAUGUGUCGAAAGCCCUGUGUACCCCUCACCUCCAGUAUACAGUCCAGGCAAACAAGGUUUUAACUCUAAAAGCUCCAAUGCUGCCGCUCCUUUGAACAAUUCAUGUGGUGGAAAUGUGACCAAUUUUGAUUCAACUUCUGCUUGCAAAAAUCGCCGUUCCAAAACAGACGGCAGCCUGCUAGAAGGAAAGCCUAAGUCUCCCAAACUGAAAUGUACUUAUUGUGAUAAGGCCUUCACAAAGAACUUUGACCUGCAGCAACAUAUCCGGAGUCACACAGGGGAGAAACCAUUCCAGUGCAUCGUAUGUGGCCGUGCCUUUGCGCAAAAGUCCAAUGUGAAGAAGCACAUGCAGACGCAUAAGGUGUGGCCACCGGGAAUUGGGUGUACCAUCUCACGGAGCUCUGUCACUGUGCAAGUCAUGGCACUCAACCCCAACCAGCAGGAGGAUGAGGAAAAUGCAGGCUUAAAUCCAGCAGCUAGAAACAGUCCACCCCAGCCUCAGGCCAUGCCUCCUGCAGAAGAGAAUGAAGCCAGCAAGCCGGAAGCCAAACAAGUAGUCUUGAUUGACAGCUCAUAUCAGUGCCAGUUCUGCCCCAACAAAUUCAGUACCUACUUCCAGCUGAAAUCACACAUGACUCAGCAUAAACAUGAGCAGGUUUACAAAUGUGUCGUGAAAAGUUGUGCGCAGACAUUCCAGAAGCUGGACUCUUUCCUUGAGCAUAUCAAGAAUCACCAGGAAGAGCUGAGCUACCGCUGCCACCUCUGCAGCAAGGACUUCCCUUCCCUAUAUGAACUAGGCGUCCACCAGUAUUCCCACAACCUGCUGCCUCAGCACAGUCCCAAGAAGGACAUGGCUGUCUACAAAUGUGUCAAGUGUGUAAAUAAAUAUUCCACCCCAGAAGCCCUGGAGCAUCACUUACAGACAGCAACACAUAACUUCCCCUGCCCUCAUUGUCAGAAGGUGUUCCCCUGUGAAAGGUAUUUGCGACGGCACCUCCCUACACAUGGGGGUGGGGGCAAGUUUAAGUGUCAGAUCUGCAAGAAGUUCUUCCGCCGAGAACACUACCUCAAGCUACAUGCUCACAUUCAUUCAGGUGAAAAGCCUUUUAAAUGCUCAGUAUGUGACUCAGCCUUCAACAGAAAAGAUAAACUCAAACGACACAUGCUGAUCCAUGAGCCUUUCAAGAAAUACAAAUGUCCCUUCUCAAAUCAUACCGGCUGCAAUAAAGAGUUCAACAGGCCAGAUAAAUUGAAAGCUCACAUUCUCUCCCAUUCAGGCAUGAAGAUUCACAAGUGCCAAUACUGUAACAAGGCCUUCAGCCGGCGAGCCCAUAUGGUGGAACAUCAGCGCUCCCACACUGGCAACUACAAGUACCGCUGCCCUACCUGCAGCAAAGGCUUUACACGCCAGAAGUACAUGAAGGACCAUAAAUGUCGGCUGACUUUGCCCAAGGACAAAGACCUCCCAAUCAGAAAAUCCCAGAAGAAGUGGGGGACUCGUGGGCGGAAAGUGGGACUUCCUCUUUCUGCUCAGUUGGCCUUGACAGAACUGAAAGAUGGUCCAGGCGGAGAGACCCUUCAGAAAGGGCCCCCCAAUAAAGAACAGUUUCCAGAGUCUGACACAGUCCUGUCCAUUGUGGUUGGCAGAACAGCAGCAGCAGCAGAGCCAGAUCUUGGCACCCCCAACCAGCGCAAUGGCAUGCCGUCCAACCUUGCCCUGGCUGAGUUGCAGUCUGGCACGGAGAGCCCAUGCACAAUGCUGGCCGUCCCUGUCUACAUUCAGGCUACUGAAUGACUGAGGAAUUCUGUGUCUCGUGUCUGUUUAAUGGGACGGGGAGA
Molecule: messenger RNA, 2573 nt
Organism: Gekko japonicus
Lineage: Eukaryota; Metazoa; Chordata; Lepidosauria; Squamata; Gekkonidae
Gene: ZNF341
Product: zinc finger protein 341
Exons: 15
Coding region: 10-2529 (839 amino acids)
Source: RefSeq, a predicted model, not a curated record